Molecule: messenger RNA, 2360 nt
Organism: Haliotis rubra (blacklip abalone)
Lineage: Eukaryota; Metazoa; Mollusca; Gastropoda; Lepetellida; Haliotidae
Product: N-acetylglucosamine-1-phosphotransferase subunit gamma-like
Exons: 9
Coding region: 42-1079 (345 amino acids)
Cellular component (GO): Golgi apparatus
Source: RefSeq, a predicted model, not a curated record
UUCUCCUUACAGGGGUGAUAGGAAUCACAACAUGAAGAAUAAUGUUCCUUACUACUAUGAACCAAGUCAAGAGUUUAGAGACUGGCCACAUGACAAACAUUGUCGAAGCAAUGAGGCCUACAUUAGUUGUGACGUUACUGCUUAUACUUUUCUUCAUAGGAAAAGAUGUAAAUGGUGAUAUGGUCAGUAUGAAGAUAGUCGAUGAGCCAUCAAGCUAUGGUUUAAGCAACAGUUUUGGUGGCCUGUACCAGUCUCCAGAAGAUAAACUGCAGAUGAGAGUUCGGCCAGCCAACUUCUCCGGGCCUGCUCAUCUCAAGAGACUGGUGGGGAAGUGCUUCAGCCUGGUGGACAGCAGCUAUAAAUAUGAGUUCUGUCCCUUCUCCAACGUGACCCAGCAUGAGCAAAGUUUGAGAUGGAAUCCAUACAGUGGAGUGCUGGGAGUGUAUCAGGAGUGGGAUAUCGAGAACAACAGAUUCACCGCCAUGAUUAUGAGGGAGGGUGAUGCUUGUGGUGAUAUUUUCAGAUCAGUCAAGGUGUUUUUCAAGUGUAGCAAUCACAGCCAGUUAACGACUGUGUCGGAGCCACACACUUGUCAGUACCACAUGGACUUCUUGACCCCCCUUGUCUGCCACAACCACUCCAUGCUGGUGUACCCCACCCUAGCACGGGAACUGAGGGCUGAGUGGGACAGGGUUGAGGGGGAGCUUGUCAGGGAGGAAAUUACUCAACAGGGCUACAAGAAAAAGUUAAGAAAAAUAUUUGAAGAUGCUGGAUAUUAUCUGUCAAAAGAAAACCAGAAAAUACUUUCUGAAACAGCAGAGAUUAAAAAGGAAGAACCUUUCAGGCCUACUGAGGAGCCAAAAGGAGAGUUCUCAUCUAUGCAAAAAUGUACCGAGGAAGUAGCCAAGUUACGAGAAGAGCUUGAACAGCUAAAGGAAGGGCUGCUAGUGCGAGGGAUCAAGGAGUUCCAGCUAAAAAAUAAUAUAAAAGGAUCACGACUACCGGCUGUGAGGCUCAAGUCACCAAUACCAGAUCUCCAAAAUGCCACUGCAGUACGGAAUGGAACUGAAAAAAAGUAAACAGGAUUCACAGUGAUCUCAAUUCAUCAACAUCAUACUCACCUUGUCUACUGAAAUCCAAGGUCAUCAAUCUGUCACCUGUGUUAUUUGUGUUGUGUUUGACAUUAGCAGAACAAGUCAUGUCUGUUACCUUGUUGUGCCAGAAUAGGCAUACAAGUUGGCUGGUAUUUUGAGAGGAAUAUGGAGUUGGUAAUGCUAUUCUAUAAUACUCAAAAAAGAGUUAGGGUCACUUGUUUCUUUUCUGUAGUUAAUCUCUCAUGCCAUGACAAUUAACUAUAGUAGUAUUGCAUGGUCAUUAACUCUUUUUAUGGUUUUAAUUUGUUGCUAAAUUAUUGUGUACUUUCCAGUUAUACUUGUUUAUGGUCUGUCAGUACAUUGAGAAUGUAGUGUGACAACCCAGUGGGUCGGGAUUGUGGGUAAGGUACCAGCUGUGGUUGUUAUGACAUGUCCAGACUUGAUUUAGUGUGCUGGUGCCAUCAAAUAGCGGAGAUAUUGCUGAGAGUGGCUUUAAUCAACUUCAGAUUUGCAGUGGAAAUGGUUUAUUCAUGUUCAUUUACACCUCACUAUAAUUAUUUUAAAUGACCAAAUUCAUAAUUGUAUGCACUGUACAUUGAGGCUUUAAAGCUACUUGCCAUCUUCUAUAUAUAUGCUUGUAUAUUUGCAAUGCAAAGUUUAUUGAUGUGAUGAGUCUUAAUUCGUUAUGGGACAUGAUGCAACUACUCCACAUUGAAAAGUCUGUUUGAAUAUCCUUAUGUCAUAAUGAAUAACCUAUUUACAUAAGAAAGAGAGUUUUAUGAAUGAUGACCACCUGAUGGAGUAAUGAUAUACUGUGAAAAAAGUUAUGUUCCUCAAAAUAAAGAAGUUGACAUCCGUCAAACUCUUUUUUAUGUGUAUCACUUCUAAAUGCCACUUAAAGACCUAACUUAUUUACAGACUGCCAAUGUAUAGCUGGAAUAUUGCUGAGUGUGGCGUUUAACAAUAACCAAACCAUAAUAAAUAACAUAAUAGGAGCAACUAUUUAAGUGUUCCACAUCAGAUGAAACUUAAUGGAUUCAACAAAUAAUUUCAUGUCUGAAUUAGUACCUCAAGUCAUGAAUCAAAUACAUGAUUACAUCCCAGUUUUUCGUAAGAAAGAAUGCUUGUUUGGAGUGACAGUAUUCCACAUUCAUCCAGGUGGGCACCUGUUACUUCAGAUGGUCCAACAUAUCAGUGAGGUUCUACUAUUGUUUUCAGACAUGGUAUACACAUAUUACUGUGGGAAUAAAUCUAUUAUUUACUGGG